Molecule: messenger RNA, 1575 nt
Organism: Strigops habroptila (Kakapo)
Lineage: Eukaryota; Metazoa; Chordata; Aves; Psittaciformes; Psittacidae
Product: potassium channel subfamily K member 16-like
Exons: 5
Coding region: 323-1462 (379 amino acids)
Biological process (GO): stabilization of membrane potential; potassium ion transmembrane transport
Cellular component (GO): membrane
Molecular function (GO): potassium ion leak channel activity
Source: RefSeq, a predicted model, not a curated record
CCCUGGAGACCAGUUCUUGGAGUCAGCAGGCUGCAGAGGAGGGGAAAUCAUGUUUUUCCUAGCAAGCUCCAUGUGGGACCCUUUACAGGCUAUCCUCACCUGUCCCCAGAGCCUCUUGAGCAGGAGAUGGCCACCUGCCAGCUCCUCACAUCCUGACCCACUUUUCCUGAGAACUCCGCAAGGCAGACUUUCACAGACAAGAGGAAAUCCCUAAACAGCAUGCAGCCCAGAGAGUGGAAAAGUUUUUUUGAGGGGGUUGGGUUUUUUCUGUGGUUUGGGUUUAGUUUUGUUUUUUGUUUGUUUUUUUUUUCUCAACUUCCCCAUGAAUGUGUUUGACAGCUCACUGUCCCUGUCAGCGCAGAAUCCCAGUGGAAGCCGGAGCUGGGAGGGCUCUUCCUGCCUGGGGGAGGUUUCUCAGGAGUGCAAGGCAUUUACUGAUCACCAUCUUUCACUCUCUGUCCCUUGCUGUGUCUCACCGAAGGCCAUGUGCAGUGGCAAGCUGCAGACAGGUUUGUUGGUGGCUGGCUACUUUAUCUAUCUGCUUGUGGGUGCUGCUGUGUUCCAGGCACUGGAGAGAACUGCUGAGAAGCAGGAGAAAAUGGCAGCUGCCCAGAUGAAGGAGGCUUUUCUGCAGAACUUCACUCACCUCACAGUGGCGGAGAUGGAACAGUUUAUGAAGAACCUGACUGAAGCCAUUCAGAAUGGAGUAUACCCUGUUGGAAAUGAAUCACAGAUUGAAGAGAGCAACUGGGAUUUCAGUAACUCCUUCUUCUUUGCAGGCACAGUUGUCUCCACAAUAGGCUAUGGCACACUACGUCCUAAAACUGCUGGGGGACAGAUCUUCUGUGUCUUUUUUGCUCUGUUUGGAAUCCCUCUGAAUAUUGUUUUUCUACACCGUGUUGGUAAGAUGCUGUCACUGCUGUGUAAAAAGCUGGGGAAAUUCCUGUACGAGAAAGGAAUGAGAAAGAAGAAGAUAAAAUUUCUGACCCUUCUGUUCUUCCUGGCAACGGGGAUCCUAGUUUUUCUGUGCUUGCCAUCACUCUUCUUCCAGAAAACAGAGGGCUGGUCCUACAGCGAAGGAAUUUACUUUGCAUUUAUCACCCUCAGCACCAUUGGCUUUGGAGAUUAUGUAGUAGGUAAACAGCCUGACAGGAAUUACUUUUCCUACUAUCGAACACUGGUGGCCAUUUGGAUCCUUUUUGGUCUUGCCUGGAUUGCUCUCCUAUUUAAUUUACUGACAACGGUACUAGAAGAUACUGAAAAAAUAAUUGUCAAGGAUAUCCAUCAAAUUGGAAAGGUGAGUAAGGACAAUGUAGCAAGCCAACAAAGAAGAUGCUGGCCUGCUGAAUUUAUUCCAGAAGAAGAACUACUACCACCACAUGCUGGAGGGGAUGCACAGAAAAUGGAGUCAUUAGCACCAGAUUCUGAGCACCCAAAAACUGAAAAAAAUGCUUUUUCUUAGAGCAAAACUAUUGCCGUAACAUGUGAGAAUUGAAUUCUUCAGUGGAGAGUUAGUAGUUAAUUAUUCUAAAGAAAUUCCCAUGGAAAUAAAAUUUCUCCUACCUUUUGCUGAGA